Molecule: messenger RNA, 2164 nt
Organism: Talaromyces stipitatus ATCC 10500
Lineage: Eukaryota; Fungi; Ascomycota; Eurotiomycetes; Eurotiales; Trichocomaceae
Product: MFS sugar transporter, putative
Exons: 3
Coding region: 1-1944 (647 amino acids)
Biological process (GO): transmembrane transport
Cellular component (GO): membrane
Molecular function (GO): myo-inositol:proton symporter activity
Source: RefSeq, a predicted model, not a curated record
AUGCCAUCGACCUUCGGAUGGGAUCACUUCCCAUUACCAGCCGAUAGGCGACAUCAUCACCACGACAACUUCGAAUUCGUCGCCCAGCAAGACACCCUCCACACAGCUCAAAGACAUCGUACAAAUCUCACGGCCGCCGAACGCGCUCGCCGCAAUCUAAACGCAAAACUUGCAAAUCCACUUGCUGGAUUCACGCAUGAUGAAUUGAAAAAGCAAGGUCUCCGGUUCAGUAUUACACAUCAAGUCGGCGAUGAAGAAGAUAUAAGGGCGUUUGAAAUGGGGGCUGUGCUGGCGCAGGCACCCGAGAAAUUCGAGGAGAUUGAGGGCUUGACGGAUGAGGAGUUGCAGGUGUUGAGGCAGGAGUUUACGAAUCGUUGGUCGCAGCCUGCGUUGAUGUAUGUGGUUAUUGGGAUUUGUUCUAUCUGUGCUGCUGUGCAGGGGAUGGACGAGACCGUGGUCAACGGAGCCCAAGUCCUAUACAAAUCCCAAUUCGGCAUCGACGGCAAUGACCCUCGCUCUACAUGGCUUCUAGGUCUUCUCAAUUCCGCGCCUUACCUAUGCUGCGCUAUUGCCGGCUGCUGGCUCACUAUCCCGUUCAACCACUGGUUCGGCCGCCGUGGCACAAUCUUUAUUACCUGCGUCAUCUCUUUCUUGGCUUGCAUAUGGCAGGGCUUCGUCAACACAUGGUGGCACAUGUUCGUCGCUCGCUUCGUCUUGGGAUUCGGUAUUGGGCCCAAAUCAGCUACUGUUCCUAUCUACGCUGCCGAAACAAGUCCGCCCGCCAUUAGGGGUGCGCUUGUUAUGCAAUGGCAGGUGUGGACUGCGUUCGGAAUCAUGUUUGGCUACGCUGCUGAUUUGGCGUUUUUCAAAGUGCCCGAUCCGCCUCAUAUCUGUGGCUUCAAUUGGAGACUCAUGAUGGGCUCUGCAUGUAUACCGGCGAUUCUGGUGUGUGUGCUUGUGUUUGUCUGUCCUGAGUCACCGAGAUGGUAUAUGAGUAAAGGACGAUAUGACAAGGCAUAUCAGACUAUGUGUCGACUUCGGUAUACGAAGUUACAGGCCGCCAGAGACGUAUAUUACAUUUAUACGCUAUUGGAAGCAGAGACGAGUAUGAAACUGGGUCAGAAUAAAGUCCUCGAAAUGAUCACUGUGCCACGCAAUCGUCGUGCUCUAAUUGCCUCUGAAAUCGUCAUGUUCCUGCAACAGUUCUGCGGUGUCAACGUAAUAGCCUACUACUCCUCACAGAUAUUCCUCGAGGCAAAUUUCUCCCCAAUCUCUGCCUUCAGCGCCUCCCUAGGCUGGGGCGUAGUAAACUGGCUCUUUGCAAUACCCGCCAUCUACACAAUCGAUACCUUCGGACGACGCAAUCUACUACUUUCCACAUUCCCCAUGAUGGCCAUAUCCAUGUUCUUCACGGGGUUUAGUUUCUAUAUCCCCGAAUCCCAUCACACAGCUCGAAUAGGCUGCAUUGCAUUGGGGAUAUUCUUAUUUGGCGUCGUGUAUUCUCCCGGUGAAGGGCCGGUGCCGUUUACGUAUUCUGCGGAGGCGUAUCCGCUCUAUGUUCGAUCAUACGGCAUGUCCCUCGCGACUGCUACGACGUGGUUCUUCAAUUUUAUCCUAGCCAUGACGUGGCCAUCCUUGUCAUCCCGGUUCACGGCCGCAGGUGGAUUCGCCUGGUACGGCGCCUGGAAUGUGGUGGGCUGGUGGCUGAUAUUAAUGUUUAUGCCAGAGACAAAGGGAAAAACACUGGAGGAAUUAGAUCAGGUAUUUUCCGUACCAACGAGGUUCCAUGCUGAGUGGGGAUUGAGGCAAAUCCCCUAUAUGAUUAGGCGAUACAUCUUUAGACAGAAGGGUCUAAAGCCGGAGGUCCUUUAUGAGAAGGAGGAUCCAAAUGCGCCGCCAGAUACGGAACAGCAUGGUUAUAGGGAAUUGGGAAUGUUGAUAUAACUUUUGGGGUUGAGUUAUGUAUUUAUGAUUCAUGAUAAAUAUAUUAGAUUCGUCCAUCUUUUUGAUAAAAGGGAACUCAGUCAGACAGCAGUUGGACAUGAUAUUUCACUUUCCGCAUGGCGAGACCAAGUUCUCAUCUCGGAACAGGUCUGUGUGAAACAGGUGUCAUCAUGUUGAGUUUCCCAUUGUCUUCAAAGCAUGUACUUUGUAAUGUAUGGUA